CCUGCCUCUCUCUGGGCUCCAUCCCAGCCUCUUGCCCUUUGCAAGACGGCACAGCAGGCUGGCUGGUUGACUUCAGGGAGCAUUCCUCUGCCUUUGAGAGACAGAUCUGGGGCUCUUGGUCAUGAGCUCCCAAGAGACCCCACAAGGUCGGAGAUUUCCCAUAGAGGCAGGAGACUCUCCCAGCCUGGCGACGGCACCCGAAACACAGGAGCCAGUGGCACCUGAGCGCCCUGGAAGCAGGCACAAGCCAGUAAAGGUGCUGCGAAGAUGUCCCGGGUGCCAUUGCCUGACCUUGCCCAACGUCCCCAUUGACGUCUACAUUGCCAUGGGAGGCAGCCACCGGCCACGGACCACCUGAGGCUCCCCCAGCACAAAAGGCCACAACAGCCGCCCCCCCUUGGGAACACGCAGACGGACAGACGAGGGGCGGCCGCGCAGGAAGCCACACAAAACAGUGACCCACAUUUUAAUAAAAGGACACCUUAAAAUGUUUCGGUGGCCAUCGUUCCUCGA
This is a messenger RNA of Anolis sagrei ordinatus, 513 nucleotides long. The record is from RefSeq and is a predicted model, not a curated record. Lineage: Eukaryota; Metazoa; Chordata; Lepidosauria; Squamata; Anolidae.